Messenger RNA from Merops nubicus (carmine bee-eater), 464 nucleotides. RefSeq names its product methyl-CpG binding domain protein 4 (gene MBD4). The transcript has 4 exons. The record is from RefSeq and is a predicted model, not a curated record. The annotation marks the transcript as partial. Gene Ontology annotation, cellular component: nucleus. Lineage: Eukaryota; Metazoa; Chordata; Aves; Coraciiformes; Meropidae. Gene Ontology annotation, molecular function: DNA binding; catalytic activity. Gene Ontology annotation, biological process: base-excision repair.
AAGAGUCUGCCUCACGAACACAAGUGGAUAGGAGGAGAACAAGUCCAUAUUUUGGAAGCAAAUACAGUAGAGAAGCUCUGAGCCCGCCUCGAAGGAAGGCCCGCAGAAAAUGGACUCCUCCACGCUCUCCUUUUAACCUGGUCCAAGAGACACUUUUCCAUGAUCCGUGGAAACUCCUCAUUGCAACCAUAUUUCUCAAUAAAACUUCAGGUAAAAUGGCGAUCCCUGUGCUCUGGGAGUUCCUGAAGAAGUAUCCUUCUCCAGAAGUAGCCAGGAGUGCAGACUGGAAGGAAAUGUCAGAGCUGCUCAAACCUCUCGGCCUCUACGAACUCAGAGCGAAAACCAUCAUCAGGUUCUCAGGGGAGUACCUGAGCAAGCCCUGGCGGUACCCCAUCGAGCUGCACGGCAUCGGCAAGUACGGCAACGACUCCUACCGCAUCUUCUGCGUCAACGAGUGGAAGGAG